Cynara cardunculus var. scolymus (artichoke) is the source of this 1319-nucleotide messenger RNA. Its product is annotated as extensin-3-like. The coding region runs from base 25 to 1056 and encodes 343 amino acids. Gene Ontology annotation, biological process: plant-type cell wall organization. Gene Ontology annotation, molecular function: structural constituent of cell wall. The record is from RefSeq and is a predicted model, not a curated record. The transcript has 2 exons. NCBI's taxonomy places the organism in Eukaryota, Viridiplantae, Streptophyta, Magnoliopsida, Asterales, Asteraceae.
CAGAUCCCACUUCCUUUACUACAAAUGGGAACCCAAAGAAAGGGAAUGGCCACCCUUCUAAUCACCCUUGCGGUGGUUAUCGUUUCUUUAAGCUUGCCGUCACUCACCACCGCCACCUACCCCUACUCAUCUCCACCGCCUCCUCCACCAAAGAAAUCCCCACCACCACCUGCUCAUCAUUAUAUUUACAAGUCACCACCACCACCUCCUCCGGUUUACAAGUCGCCACCACCACCAAAGUAUUAUUAUAAGUCACCACCACCUCCAACCCCGGUUCACAAGUCACCGCCACCACCGAAGAAACCUUAUGUAUACAAGUCACCACCACCUCCCCCUCCCAAAGAACAUUAUGUAUACAAGUCACCACCACCUCCCCCUCCCAAAAAACAUUAUGUAUACAAGUCACCACCUCCUCCCCCUCCCAAAAAACAUUAUGUAUACAAGUCACCACCACCUCCCCCUCCCAAAAAACAUUAUGUAUACAAAUCCCCGCCUCCACCACCACCAACUCACAAGUCACCACCUCCACCACCGCCUAAGAAGCCUUAUGUAUACAAGUCUCCUCCCCCACCAACCCCAGUCCAUAAGUCACCUCCUCCUCCUAAGAAGCCUUAUGUCUACAAGUCUCCACCACCACCACCACCGGUUCACAAGUCACCCCCACCACCCGCACCUAAGAAACCUUAUGUAUACAAAUCACCACCCCCACCAACCCCGGUUCACAAAUCACCACCACCACCGACACCUCAUUACAAGUACAAGUCCCCACCACCACCCGUUCACAAAUCGCCACCACCACCUACACAUGUCUACAAGUACAAGUCGCCACCACCACCGGUUCACAAAUCUCCACCACCACCUACACCUGUGUACAAGUACAAGUCCCCACCACCACCCGUUCACAAAUCGCCACCACCACCUACACCCGUCUACAAGUACAAGUCGCCACCACCACCUACGCCUGUCUACAAGUACAAGUCGCCACCUCCACCUCCGGUGAAGAAGUAUCCACCCCCACAUUACAUCUAUAGUUCACCACCUCCUCCUCACUAUUAAGUGUGACGGCCGCCACGUUAAAAGGAUUAAAACAACUACAACGUGCUUUCAUAAGAUUAUUAUUUAGACCUUCCAAGUCCAAGAAUAAGCAUGCAGAAAAGAAGGGUCCAAAGUUGUACGGAAAAUGGUUGUAGUUCGAUCUUUUGUAUCCAAUAAAUUUCAAUUUUCUCGGUUCCUGUUUGGGUUUCACAAUUACGAAAAUAAUCAAUUUCUGUAUCUGUUUAAAAAGUUGUAUUAUAAUAAAACAUAAGUUGUUUGAAUUA